UCUAACGGGUCCAACGGAUCUCGGUUCCUUGCUUGGAGCUCGCACAGCCGCUGAGUGCCUCUUAUCUCAGGGAGGCUGAGGGCGAAUUCCAACGGAUCUGUAAAAUCCACAUCCCGGUGUCCUUUACAACCCAACGGACUUCUUAUUGGAUGUCACUCAUUUCGCUUUCUAUUCGACAGUAUUCGUGUCGUGUGAUAUGUACGGUUUCUAAAUCGUGAUAUUUUUUUUUUCUUCAUCUGCCGAUGAAGGAUCGAUCCGACCGCAACGUUGUGGAGAUUUCCCGGUGAGUUGACAGGUUCAACGCAAUAAACACGUUCGGCUCCCUCGCCAACCCGCUCUCCACACACCGCCGCCCGCCGUGACAAGUCCCACCCUCUCCCAGUCGCUGCGUGGACGUCGCCCGUGAGAGAAGCCGAGACGGUGACGGAGAGGAGAAGAAGAAGUCGGCUGUCGCUUUUUUCAGAAUAGCAAGCAGCAUCGCUAUAGGGCUGGCUGCCACAUAGCUCGAUACAACAAAAAAAAAACCGUUAGCGAGUCAAAAUAAAUAAGCGAUUGCUGGGGUUUUCCAAUCGGAUAAUAAUCGCUCUCUGUGGAUCCGGUCGCUACGCUGGCAAGGAGACGGACUAAGAAGAAGAGGCGAAAUAAAGAAGAGCAGGGAAGACACAUAGGAGGGGACUGGCUCGUCUAGCCGGCGGGACACAUUCACAUAUAGAUAGCAUCCUUCGCCUUGCGAGACACACAACACAGCCAUGAGUAUCGAGAUACCCGUGGGGCUGACCGAGCUGCUGCAGGGCUACACCGUGGAGGUGCUGCGACAGCGGCCCACGGACCUUGUGGAGUUCGCCGUACAGUACUUCACCCGCUUGCGGGACAACAGGAGUCAGGAUGGGGCGGGCGGCGGCGGCGGCAGUGGGAAGCCCACCAAGGGCGUGAUGUUUGACGGCGAGCCCAUGCAGACAGAGUCGAACGGCGAGGACGACGAUGACGACGAAGACUCCGACUUUGAGCCUCCUCCACCCAGCAGAUUCCACAGGAGAGUGUCAGUUUGUGCGGAGGCGUUCAACCCAGAUGAGGACGAGGAAGACACAGAGCCCAGAGUGGUUCAUCCUAAAACAGACGUGCAGCGCUGUCGACUGCAGGAGGCCUGCAAAGACAUCCUUCUGUUUAAGACACUAGACCAGGAGCAAUUCUCACAGGUCCUGGACGCCAUGUUUGAGCUGGUGGUCCAGGCAAAAGACCACGUCAUCGACCAGGGAGACGACGGAGACAACUUCUACGUCAUAGAGAGGGGUGUGUACGACAUCGUGGUGAAGGACGUGUGUGUGGGCCAGUACAACAACAAGGGCAGCUUCGGAGAGCUGGCGCUCUUGUACAACGCCCCGCGGGCCGCUACCAUCGCGGCGACCGAGGAGGGGGCGCUCUGGGGACUGGACCGUGCCACGUUCCGCAGACUCAUAGUGAAGAACAAUGCGAAGAAGAGGAGGAUGUAUGAAGCCUUCAUCGAGUCUGUGCCCCUACUGAAGAGCCUGGAGUUGUCGGAGCGGAUGAAGAUCGUGGACGUAUUAGGCAUGAAGCAGUUCACAGACUCAGAGAGGAUCAUCGUGCAGGGAGACAAGGCAGAUUGCUUCUACAUCGUUGAGUCCGGAGCGGUGAAGAUCAUGAUGAAGAGCAAAACCAAGGCGGACCAUGCGGACAACAUGGAGGUGGAGAUCGCUCGCUGUACCCGGGGUCACUACUUCGGAGAGCUGGCCCUGGUCACCAACAAGCCCCGUGCAGCCUCCGCCUACGCCGUCGGAGACGUCAAGCUUCUGGUUAUAGACAUACAGGCCUUUGAGCGACUGCUGGGCUCCUGCAAGGAGAUCAUGAAGAGGAACAUCUCCCACUACGAGGAGCAGCUGGUCGCACUCUUCGGCUCCAGCAUGGACCUCAGAGACUGAGACCCUCACUCCGGCUCCUCGCUGUGCCUUCUACACACACACACACACACACACACCACGCAAACACACACACACACACACACACACACACACACACACACACACACAAGUAUGCCGCAUGCACACACACACACACACACACACAAACACACUCAUCAACACACCCGCCGCCGUCGUCGAGGAAAAAGAAAACGAUAUGGACAUUACGCCGUUGUCACCCAAGCUCGAAUAAACUCUAAACCGGUGUCAUUUGCAUCGCAGUGUACACUGCUCCACACCGACGCUCCACACCAACGCUCUCCCUCUCCCUUCUUUUUCUUUUGAUAUGAACUCUAUACAAGCAUAGGAUUCAUAUAAAAACAAAACAAGGGAGAGUGGUUUAAGAAUCAGUCCACAGAUUUCUCAAGCCUCCUCAAGUC
Molecule: messenger RNA, 2356 nt
Organism: Gadus chalcogrammus (walleye pollock)
Lineage: Eukaryota; Metazoa; Chordata; Actinopteri; Gadiformes; Gadidae
Gene: prkar2aa
Product: protein kinase, cAMP-dependent, regulatory, type II, alpha A
Exons: 11
Coding region: 750-1937 (395 amino acids)
Biological process (GO): regulation of protein phosphorylation
Cellular component (GO): cAMP-dependent protein kinase complex
Molecular function (GO): cAMP-dependent protein kinase regulator activity
Source: RefSeq, a predicted model, not a curated record